CGCCAUAUAUCAAACAAUGUCACAAAGGAGACCCUGAGGUUAUAGAGUGUUUCAAAGAAGCGAUUCAUCACCUGCGACCCUACUUGAAAAAGGGAAUCAAAGAAAUUGAACUGCCUUCUGUUGAACCGUUCAAAAUGGAAGAGUUAUCAUUAUCUCUAACAACAGGACCAAAUGGGUAUAAGGUCUCUUUGAAGAAUAUUGAUGUUUUCGGUGCCAGUCAAUUCACUGUCAGGACCUUGAAGUUGAGUACAGAUAAACAACCCUUCGAAACUAAAAUACCCCUAUUGAAAAUUGAAUCAAGAUAUGAGAGCAGCGGUGUAUUGAUUAUUUUACCUGCUAGUGGAAAUGGAACUUUCAAUGGACACUUAGAUGACAUUCUUGCCACUGUGAGAGGGACUGUUAGUGUACAAGUAAAAGAAAAAAAGAAGUAUCUGCACGUUGAUACAUUGACGGUGGAUCUAGAUGUCAAGGAUGUGGGCUUGGAAGUGAAGAAUAUUUACAAAAAUAACAUGAUUUUGACUCAAGCAAUCAAUUUAUUUUUACGCCAGAAUGGUAUGGAAGUGUUCAAUGUUAUGCUGCCACAGCUGAAACUGAAACUCGCUGGAUUGUUUAUGAGUAUUUGCAACUCUUUGCUCUCACAUAUACCAAUGGAUACGUUCUAUGUACCUGAAGAAGGAAUCAAGAAGUGAUAGUUUUUAUGUGGUGGUAGAUUAGAUAUAGAUUUAUGUAUUUAUGUACAAACUAGUUAAUUUUUAUUAAAAUCGAGAGAGUUUGAAGUU
Molecule: messenger RNA, 779 nt
Organism: Leptinotarsa decemlineata (Colorado potato beetle)
Lineage: Eukaryota; Metazoa; Arthropoda; Insecta; Coleoptera; Chrysomelidae
Product: protein takeout
Biological process (GO): multicellular organismal reproductive process
Source: RefSeq, a predicted model, not a curated record